UAUAUUCCAUAGAUUAUAGACGAGACAAAACUACUAGCAUUGCCUGUAGUUGCUUAACCAAUAUACUGUACUUGUAAAAUACGGAUAAAAAGCUUUUAAUUACUAAUGUUACAAUCGAAAAUUCUUGGAUUACAACCAUCACAUUGUCACGAGAAUUCCGUGUGCCAAAAAUUAUAAGCAACGGACGCGCUUCGGCUGCAGGGGACCGGUUGAUUCUUUACAUAAAAUUUCAAUGUGUUCUGGAAAUGGUUUGCAAAGAGGACGUGGUAUCAUGGUUUAAAGAAUUGGAAAGCUAUAAACGCAUAGACGCGAUGUGUACGUUAUUAAAUAUGUGUUUGCCAUUUGAACUGCGUUUCAUUGGCACCUACCUAGAGGAGCUAGGUAAGCGGGACUUUCAGGAGUUGCGUGGUGCCGAACUAAGAGCCAACAACCCCACAGACCUGGCUGCUGACAUCGGAGGCGCUAACACAGACCCCAGGACACGACGGAAAAUGGCCUUGUAUGUUUCGUUGUUACGCUCGUGUAAUUUCGCGUGUGCUACCACAUUGUACAAUGCCAUGGUCAGUUUGGAGCAGAGUGGUUUGUUGAAAGGCUUGUAUGGUGAUCUCCUGGAAGAAAUCCUUCUUCUAUACACCAUGGCGUUACAUCAUCCAGCGUUUACAUUUGAUCAAAAGUCACAUUUUGGUGAAAUACUAGAGAAAUUAAAAAUGGAAGACCAGAGGAUACAAUUUCCAGAGCCACAAGAGCAUAUAAAUGUAGUGCCAGUGAGUGCAUGCCAUACACAGUCUAAUAUCACAGCCAACAUGUCAAUCCCACCGCCUAACUUGUCUAGCUUGGGGCCACCGCCUGGUAUUGUGUUUGUCAAAACACCUGGGGUGCAGUCCAUUAUAUUUCAGCCACCAAGUGCAGAUGCAGUGCCUGAGCUGAGCUCUCCUCCGGUGCUGACGGGUGCUGGAGGAGUGGUGCCCAUGCUAGGAGAAGUGCCACAUCCCCCGCCUGGGUUGCCAAUGCCACAGUACAAUAUGGGAGAAUACUUGGGUCACAACGCAUGGCCUGCAAAUAUCAUAGUAUCACCUAUAAAUCAACCCCUGGAGGUAAUAAAUUACACGGCGGCGAGUGCGGCGCCGACGUCGCCGCUGGUGUCGUCGCCGGGCGAGAGCCGCGCGGCGUCGCCGCGGUCGCGCCGGCGCGUGUCGCGCGAGCGCUCGCCGCCGCCGGCGCCCGCCGCGCCCGACCAGCCGCCGCUGCCGCACCAGCUUGCCGCCAACUUCGAGAGCCUGUCGGUCGCCGAGGUGGGUCACUCUCCGCAUCGCGGACCCUUCGCCGUGUUUGCAGCAGAACUCCUGCGCCACAAACAGCCCCCUGCAUUAAUGCUGUUAUCACCUGAGAUGCGUCAUAAUAUCGGAGACGAGCGGUUACGUGAGCUUAGCGUAGUUCAUCAACAGCAAUAUAGAUCACUGGAGAAGCUGAACGGCGUGCGGCGGCUGGCGGGCCCCUACUGCGCCGCGCGGUCGUCGUCCGACAGCGGCUCCAGCGCCGCGUCGUCGCCGCCCGACACGCCCGCGCCGCCGCCGCGCCGCGCCACGCCGUCCGCGCCGCCGCCCGUGCCCUUCCUGCAGUACCCGCGCCCCUUCGCCUACCCCACGCCGCCGCCCGCCUACCGCCAGCCGCCGCCGCCCUUCGCCAACGGCGAGCCGCCGCCGUACCCCGCGGCCGCGCCCUACGCCGGCUUCGUGUCCGUGCUGUACGCGCCGCCCAAGCUGUCGUGCUGGAACUGCGGCGCCGCCGGCCACGCGGGCCACGACUGCAAGGAGCCCAGCAUGGAGGAGAUGACGCGGGCGGGCGGCUACCAGCUCGACUUCGGCGGGGCGCCGCCCGAGCCCGCCGACAAGUAGGUGCCGCACGAACUCUUCGCGACGUCCUUGUGUCAUCUGUCCAGAUUAGUACCAAAGUGUGAGGUCAAAAUAUUGUAAAUAUCGACCCCGGCCCGCACGGCCGCCGUCGGUACCCGGCGUGAUAGAACCCUUGGAACGUGAAACCCGAAGGAUUUCUUUUGACGUAGAAUGAGAUAUUAGGUAGAUCUAUGUUGUUGAUACUAUGAGCGCUUAUCGGACUAAUUUAUUAGGGGGGUGAACUUUUAUCUGUAAUGUUUAAGAGUAAUUGCACUUUCGAAGUAUUUUAGUAGAAUUUGACGACAUUCCAAUUAUUUUAUUUUAUUUUUUUGUUUGAAUAUCUGUAAAAAUUUUGAACACCGGCAAAUACGCAAUGGAAAAAAAUCUAACUGAAACAAAUCCAUAUGGGAAAAAAUUUAAUAAAAUCUGUUUUCAAAAGGCGUUUGGGUAAAGCAUUAUAUUUUAACUCACAAUUUUACUGUGUUGUUAAAAUACUACAGUAAAACUUUACUCAGCGAUAACUAUGCUGAUCAUUGGGAGAAUAAUGUUUUGCACUACUGGAACUAAAAAAGUGCAUAGCUUUUAAGUUUAAUAAAAGCAAGAACCUUUUGCAUUUUGUGGAUGAUAUCAAGGAAGAGAAAAUGUUUUAUGACAAUGAUGAAAAUGUUACCAGCUAAAUGUUUUUUUUAAAUUAUAACUUUUUUGACAUGCAAAAUGUAUUCUACUGUGAUUGAAUUAUACUAUACCUUAUAGUUAAGUUCUUACUGUUUGUAUUUAUAUGUCAUUUAAUUUCGACCGUGGAGAACAAAAUGACUAGCGGAGAUGUCAUAAUGCAAAAUCUUCGCAGCAAGUAGCGCGCCUAAAUGGGCGGGUGUUCCGGGGAGAACUUAACUAGCUCCGCUCUUGCACAGCUUCAAGACCAAUUUUGACAGAUUGGUAUUGAUUUGACAAGGAAACCGAACGCCUCGUUAGUUCUGACACUUGCAGUACGUUGGUUGACCUACAAGAAGGCGCCUGACCUAUAUUCCUUAUUGCAUCUCCCCUAUCUUUUCUUUGACCGUGAUAUCGACUAGGUAGUUGAAUUUUAUCUCAUUAAAGAGUCCAAUUUUUCGCAUUCUCCUGGAAGAGACUAAAAUUGAAAGUGCAAUUAUUUGUAAACAUCUACUAUGCUUACAGUUCUUGUGUAGAAUUUUUAGGGAAUUCCACCUAAAUCAGCAGCAGCACAAUUUCUAUCAUAGUUAUGUUUUAUUUGGCAGCUUCACUGAACUUUAUGUUAGGACUUUGUAUCAUUAAAUCACAUCAAGUAAGAGAAUUGGUACAAACACUUUCAUUUGAUCAAUUUUAUUGUCUUACAAAUAGUUAACAUGUCAUUUAAAAAUGCGUGCCAUAUAUUGGUGAAUAGUAUAAUUUUCAUGUUUAGUCAUUAUGGAAUUUUAAAAUUUAUUUAGGUGGUAGAAUGAUGCAUACAGUGAAUAAGUACCGUCAAAGCAAUUUUUAAUUUCCUUGAAACCAGUCUUUAUUCGGUAUUAGCUAUUUUUAUGUGUCAACAGACUCCCUCUUUUGUCUCCAAUAAAAAAAUUCACGGCUAAGUAAUAAAAUAAAUCAAAAUUUCUUUAAUUCAUAAUUCUAAUAAUUUGGAAUUGUGGUUGGAACCAAAAAAAAUGUAUUUUAAGUAGAAGAUCAGAAUAAAACUGAGUUUAAGUUACACAAUAAUGCACAUGACAAUUUAGUACAUCUACAUUAGUACAAAUUGAAAUUUGUAUGAGUUGAAAAAUUGGAUUAAGACAAUUAGUUAAGAGAUUUCAUUAAGUGACAUGGUUUAUAGGCUAGUAUAAUAAUAACAUAAUAGUAGAGGUACUCUAGUGUUUGUUUUUAAUUGUUAAUAAUAUUGUAAUCAAAAGCAAGUGUGAAUAAUGUUAGGAUAAACCAAAUCUUAUUUUCUAUUGUUCAUUCAAUAAUUUUUGUGCUGCUUAUCGCGUCUCCCAACACCUUCAGACGCUACGGAAUUCCCUGAAAUUCUUAAAUUGCCUUAAAUUUCUCCCACAACUUUUUAUGUAAUACAUAUUUUUUUGUUCAAAUCAUCUGAACUUGUAAAUAAGACGCUAACUUCUAAACUAUUUAAUAUACAGUUCAAAGCUAAAAAGUGACGAAUUAUAUACAAAAGUACUGAAUUUGUUUCCUUUGUCCCAAGACUGAUCUCUAAUACAUUACUAGCUAAUUAUUGGGCUUGUAAAACCUAAUGUAAAUUGAUGUUCUCUGAGAGUGGAGCGUCGGUGAAUUCAGAAUCGAGGACUGUUUGUUCAAUGGUUGAGAAGCAGCUGAAGUAAUAUUGUGACUGGCCACAUGUAGAUGUGAAUGUACCUAGUAAUGUUGUAACUAUUUUAUACAUAUGAGUUGAACAAGGGAUUAUUUUGAUCAAGCUCACGAAAAUGCAAUGCUCUUAAUUAAAGUUUAUAAUAAUAGUCAUUGUAAAUAGUUACAAAUAUGUAAGAGAGGUGGCACGUCGCAUCCGAUGUGUUCAUAUUUUGUAAAUAAUUCAGUUUAUAUAAAUUAGUUGAUAUUUAGAGAUUGACUAUAUUUGUAAAUUACGUUGUAAUAAUUUGAGUGUCCCUAUAGAGUAUAUUUGAUUGUUUCUCUAUGAUCACUGUCACAAAUCACAAUUUGCAUUUUUAAAGUCCCAGUUUUUGAAGAAAUGUUCAAAUUAGAAGGGUUGUAUAAUUGUUUUUGCAUAAUUAUAAAAAAAAAUAUGUUUUUUUAAUCGAGUCAGAUGAGUGACGCGCAUGGGUGGGUGCUGGGUGCUGUCGCUGUGGCCGAUUGAUUCGCAGCUUGUCGACGAGCCGCUUGAUGCUCAUGCAUCACUUGGACUCGUGUUCUCUUGUAUUUACACACGUCAAGUAUAUUUGCAGAGCUUUGUGCCUUCGACGCACAGCCUAUUCUAUGCAUAGAAAAUAUAUUUGUGUGCUUGAAGUGAUUAAUUUCAUAGUGUAACUGUUAACAGAACCGUAAGGGACUAUUAUUUUGUAAGAUACAUGAUAUGUCACUCCUUAUGAAGGUUGUAAGUCCACAUAACGUAACUUUUGUGUUAUUUAUAUCUUAACAAUUUUAUUAUGAUAUUUAAAACAAGUUGAAGUAUAGAUUAAACAUAGAAAGAGUAACUUAAUAUUUGUAACUUUAUAAGUAUGCCUGUAGCCUAGCCCCAGUGUGGUACCGUUGAUGCAAUAAUUUGAUAGCAUUACAUACUGCAUAUCAUGUUAGAAUGUUCGAUUGAGUGUGAUAUUGAAGUGGAUUCUCUUACAGUUUGCAUCUGCUCAAUUAUUGUUUUCAAUUAAGUACAUUUUCAGUGAAAUCGGUAAAUGUGUAACUAAAAGUUCGUUUUCUACAUAGGCAACAAUAAUAUUACGAUGGUCGGAAAUGUCUAUGCAGCUUUACUUUGUACUAGUGGAGUAUGAAAAUAUUUUUUUACUUUGUACAGAAUGUUAUAAAUGUGAUACAUAAUUUUUGACAUAAUUAGAAAUUGUGAUUUAGUAAGGUGUGUAGUUUAUAAAAAAAAUAUGAAAAAAACUCGCUUUACUAAAUAAAUUAUACUAUUCUACAGCUAUGUAAUGUUGUUUUCCCACGUUUUUAUAUUUGGGUACUUAUAUAUUCUAAGCUGUUGUACCUAUUGCUAGUAAAAUCAAAUUUCAGGAAAUUGAAUGUUUCGGCCCGGUAUUGUCAGACCUCUGUAUCCCACCAAUGCUGUGAAUCAUUUGCUUCCUGAGAAAUAAACAACCAAAAUCUACA
Messenger RNA from Helicoverpa zea (corn earworm), 5672 nucleotides. RefSeq names its product leucine-rich repeat extensin-like protein 5. The coding region runs from base 246 to 1895 and encodes 549 amino acids. Gene Ontology annotation, molecular function: nucleic acid binding; zinc ion binding. The record is from RefSeq and is a predicted model, not a curated record. Lineage: Eukaryota; Metazoa; Arthropoda; Insecta; Lepidoptera; Noctuidae. The transcript is spliced from 4 exons.